GAGAAAUGUCAAAUUGAACAGCUGAGMCAGUUUGUUGAGGCGCUAUACAAAACUUUUAUAAUUGUAAAUUGUUCACAUUAUUUAUUAAAUAAAGUGGUAAUGGCACAUAAUCCCUUAGACAAAAUACACGCAUUAGAUGAAAUAGAACAAGAAAUUAUAACGUGUCUACAAAGUGCAGGUCAGGCGUUGCAGGAACUUAGCAAGGAAAAAUCUUCGCAGAAAAGUGCUGAAACCCAAACGCAACAAUUUAUCAAAUCUUUAUCCAAUGUAGAAUCAAAAUUAAGCGAGCAAAUUAAUUAUUUGACACAGGUCUCCACGGGACAACCGCACGAAGGUUCUGGAUAUGCCUCUGCAAAAGUUUUACAAAUGGCUUGGCAUAGAAUACAACAUGCGCGCUCUAGAGUGCGUGAGCUAGAAGAAUCUAAAGCGAAAUAUACCCAUGCUGCUCGACAACAACAGCAACAGCGGCAACAACAACAUGCACAACAGUUAGCGCAGCAACAGCAACAAAUGGCUCAGCAACAGCUUCAACAAACUCACGACAAUUCUAUUAAUCCAGGAAUGUCUAAUGCUGGAGCAACACAAAUGGGGCAACAAGCUCMAAAUUAAGGCCGCUUAAUAAAUAAUUACAUUACUUUGAGUUAAGCACUUACUAUAAGAAUUUAUUAAAAAUAAAACUUAGUUGCAUUAUUUUGUACAAUUUCAUUAAUAA
Molecule: messenger RNA, 712 nt
Organism: Bactrocera latifrons
Lineage: Eukaryota; Metazoa; Arthropoda; Insecta; Diptera; Tephritidae
Gene: MED11
Product: mediator of RNA polymerase II transcription subunit 11
Exons: 3
Coding region: 100-609 (169 amino acids)
Biological process (GO): regulation of transcription by RNA polymerase II
Cellular component (GO): mediator complex
Molecular function (GO): transcription coregulator activity
Source: RefSeq, a predicted model, not a curated record